GUUGUUGACAUGCUUUGUUACAGAACCAUGGCUGCUACCGUUUCUACCCAUGUGUACGGCGGACCGGUCCCGUCCUUCCCCACCCCGGCGUCCUGGACGGUGUACUCCCCGGCUUACGGUCCGCCCUCUCCCGACUGGACCCCGUCACACGCACCGAUGGAUGUCCGAACACGGUCUCCCGUGCCGACUGCCACAAGACUCGCCAGCCCUCCUCUGAAGGCGACUCCGGAAACCUCCCGCCGGUCCUCCGGGUUCAGCUUCGCCUCCAUGCCGAGCGACAUCGCCAGGGAGAACGAGAAGAAAACCCCGGCUGCGGACUUCCCCGCGUCCGUGGUCAGCACGGCGUCUCCCGGCGUGCCGUACAGCGUGGAUGUCACCUUCAGCGCACCGUUCAACUGGUACUCCCCGGGGAAGGUGGUCGCGGCGCCCCGCAGCAUGUACCGAGUCAGCCCGUACUCCAGACCUGCAGCACAGACAACUUCCGCUAGGUUCCCGUGCGACAUCUGCGGCAAGGUGUUCGCGAGUCGCCACGCCCUCAGCGGCCACGUCGGCGGAGCUCACCGUCAAGACGGCGACGCCGGUGACCGACAACACGAGUGCAAAGAGUGCGGGAAGACCUUCAACAAGUCGUCCACCCUAGCGGCCCACCAGCGCGUCCACACCGGCGAGAGGCCGUACAUCUGUCCGAUCUGCAACCGCGGGUUCUCCCAGCGCUCGUCCCUGGUGCCGCACCUGCGGACGCACAGCGGGGAGAAGCCGUACAGGUGCACCUUCUGUCCCCGGGCCUUCGCCGACGCCUCCACCCUGGUCAAGCACGUCCGCACGCACACCAACGAGAAGCCCUACAAGUGUGAGGUCUGCGGGAUCGGCUUCACCCAGUCCGGAAACCUGAAACGUCAUCAGAGGGUGCAUCAUGCGAAAAAGGACGACGCGGAACAGUAGUGUGUGCUUUUGGAGGACUCAUAGUGGACUUUU
Molecule: messenger RNA, 975 nt
Organism: Branchiostoma floridae (Florida lancelet)
Lineage: Eukaryota; Metazoa; Chordata; Leptocardii; Amphioxiformes; Branchiostomatidae
Product: zinc finger protein 768-like
Exons: 2
Coding region: 10-942 (310 amino acids)
Biological process (GO): regulation of transcription by RNA polymerase II
Cellular component (GO): nucleus
Molecular function (GO): RNA polymerase II cis-regulatory region sequence-specific DNA binding; DNA-binding transcription factor activity, RNA polymerase II-specific
Source: RefSeq, a predicted model, not a curated record